AUGGGGAAUGCAGAGCACAGGGGUAACCAAGUGAAACAGCUUGAUGUCACCAUGGUUGAUGCCGGUGGUGGUGAAAUUUUGGACGCAUCAUCCUCUCGGGACCAGGGGGUAGGCAAUAAAGCCUUCCCUUCACUUAUCGGUGAUCUGCGUCAUGAGUAUGGAGCUAAUUGGUUCUUUCUCUUAGAAACCCAUGUGUGUGGUACCCGAGGUAACCAAAUUAGGGAUAAGAUGGACUUUGACAAAUCAUUCGUAGUGGAUGCAGUGGGUCAUGCUGGAGAAAUUUGGUGUCUUUGGGAUUCCUCUGUUUGGAGCGUGGAUGUGCUAGAGCAUGAUACACAAUUCGUGCACCUAAGAGUCUCUGGUAAUAACUCAACUCCCUGGCUUAUUACUGCUGUCUAUGGUAGCCCCCAGCGGGUGACAAGAAGAUUGUUAUGGCACUCCUUUAAAUCUUAUGCUGCUAAUGUUAAUCUCUCCUGGUGUUUGUUGGGCGAUUUUAAUUCUAUGUUACAUAACCAUGAGAAAAGUGGAGGGGAGUUGAGCAGUAAUCAAAGUGAUUGUAAAGAGUUUCAGGAUUGUGUUUCGACUUGUGGCCUGGUUGACUUGGGGUUUACAGGCUGGACAUACACUUGGAAGAAAGGCAAUCUUGCAAAGAGGUUAGACAGGGGCUUAAGCAACUUGGACUGGCAAAUUGCCUUCCCAGAGACUUUUAUAAAACAUAUGCCCAUGCUGAAAUCAGACCAUUCUCCUAUCUGCCUGCAACUCUCUCCCGUUAGCUCACAAAAUAGAGGGAGACGACCCUUCCGCUUCUUGUGGCAUGGAUUACUUACCCUGAUUUUGGGAAUGCUGUUGAUGCGUCUUGCAAUGUUCAGGACUCCUGGGCUGAGGGCAUAUUGA
Messenger RNA from Arachis duranensis, 894 nucleotides. RefSeq lists its product as uncharacterized. The transcript is spliced from 2 exons. The coding region runs from base 1 to 894 and encodes 297 amino acids. The record is from RefSeq and is a predicted model, not a curated record. Gene Ontology annotation, molecular function: catalytic activity. Lineage: Eukaryota; Viridiplantae; Streptophyta; Magnoliopsida; Fabales; Fabaceae.